UGAGUGUACUUGCUUGUAGGAGUCUCUGGGUUUUGUCAGUUUUAUCUUAGCUGUUGUAUGAAGACAGUAAUCUGGAAAUCCACCUCACUCAAACUGACUUUUAAAAAUAUAUAUUACCAUUAUUGUUGUUAUUUUAAUAAGGACGAUCAUCUUUGGAGUUGUUUUUUUUCAUUCUGAGAGGCAGCCAUGAUCAGCCGUAACUUUAAGAAUGUGCUGGUGGUCUCUGUGGGGUUUCUGUCUCUGUUCACGGCCUACGGAGGACUGCAGAGUUUGCAGAGCAGUCUGAAUGCAGAGGACGGGAUGGGCGUGGCCUCCCUGAGCGUCAUCUACGCCUCCAUCAUCGUCUCCUCCAUGUUCCUGCCUCCCAUCAUGAUCAAAAACCUGGGCUGUAAAUGGACCAUUGUGGCGGGCAUGGCCUGCUACGUGUCCUACUCCUUUGGAAACCUCUACCCCGGAUGGUACACCCUCAUCCCGACCUCAGUGAUCCUGGGUCUGGGGGGCUCUCCCCUGUGGUCGGCGAAGUGCACCUACCUGACCAUCGCCGGGAACCUGCAGGGCGCCAAUGAAGGCAAGAAAGGAGCCGACGUCAUCAACCACUACUUUGGCAUCUUCUUUUUCAUCUUCCAGUCGUCUGCAGUGUGGGGAAACCUCAUGUCGUCACUCAUCUUUCAACAGGACACCAACAUAGCAAACAUCCCGGAAGAGCAGCUGCAGACUUGUGGAGCGGCUAACUGCGGCCUCAACAUCAGCCUCAACGGCACGACCACCAGACCGGCUCAGAACCUGGUGGAGAUUCUGGUCGGAUGUUACAUCGGCGUGGGUCUGCUGGCCAUGCUCAUUGUGGCGGUGUUUCUGGACAACGUCGACAGGGAGCAGUCCAGCCAGUUCCGCGGCAACCGGGAGCCCUUCUGUCAAACCUUCCUGGCUACGUUCAGACUGCUGAAGGACUGGAGGCUGCUGACCCUCAUCCCUCUCACCAUGUACAGCGGCUUCGAACAGAGCUUCCUCUCUGGGGAGUACACCAAGAACUAUGUGACGUGUGCGUUGGGGAUCCACUAUGUCGGCUAUGUGAUGAUGUGCUUUGGAGCCAGCAACUCCCUUUGCUCCUUUCUGUUUGGGCGACUCGCUCGGUACACCGGAAGAGCUGCGUUGAUCUUCCUGGCUGCUCUGGCCAACUUGGCCUGCAUCAUAGCUCUGCUGUUCUGGAGGCCCCAUCCCGAUGACCUGCCCGUCUUUUUUGUGUUUCCUGCUCUGUGGGGUAUGGCGGACGCCGUCUGGCAAACUCAGACCAACGCUCUGUACGGCGUCCUCUUCUCCCGGGACAAAGAGGCCGCGUUCGCCAACUACCGCAUGUGGGAGUCACUGGGUUUCGUCAUCGCCUUCGCUUACAGCACCUUCAUAUGUCUGGAGUACAAACUGUACAUCCUGCUGGCGGUCCUGCUGCUGACUGUCGUCACUUACCCCAUAGUGGAGUACCACGAACGCAAGCACCCCACCCCGCCCGCGGAGAAGGGCAGCCACCUGACUGACAGCAAAACCCUUCAAACGGACGAGAGCAACAUCAUUUGCCAGACACGGAUUUAGAGGCUGAUGGGGGUCUGAAACCCUGGUCUGGUUUAUGAUGCAAGUCCUGAAACGGUUAGUGGUUCCUCCUCUCAGGGAUGUUCUGUCUGGAUCUGUGCAAUCGUCAAACCAACGGAUUUCCUUCCUAUUUUUAUAAAUCACUCUACUUAAAAAAAAUGCUUAAUCGAUGUAUCAAUAGUUUUGUGUCGAAAUACACCCCUCCCCCCCCCCAUUUUGUGUGUAUUAUCCGCCUGCUCUUCCUGUUUGUGAUUUUAAGGUGAGGCAGGGGGAGGAGUGUCCAGUUUAAGGCCCUCAGAGAUCUCUGCUCUUUGCAUAUGACGCGUUUAGCUUCAUCACUUUCGCUCUUAUCAGUUGGACGUCAUUUUGGGGACAUCCAACUGAUGACAGCAGUAGCUUAAAGUGGAAAAGGCCUUAUAAUUGCACUUUAGUACAACACUUUAGUACAUGUACUUGUAUUUCACCACUGUAGCACUUUGAGAAUUAUGGAGAUUUGAGUUGUUUUUAAUGAUUUUCCAGUGACAGCAUUAAAAAUGUCUUUUUUUAACCACUUUUCAUAUUGUAAUAAAAACCUGCUGGACAUU
Molecule: messenger RNA, 2165 nt
Organism: Pungitius pungitius (ninespine stickleback)
Lineage: Eukaryota; Metazoa; Chordata; Actinopteri; Perciformes; Gasterosteidae
Gene: unc93a
Product: unc-93 homolog A
Exons: 8
Coding region: 187-1584 (465 amino acids)
Source: RefSeq, a predicted model, not a curated record